AUGUAUGACAUCAAUCAAUUCUAUCCUACCGACCCGAUCAGCAGACAGGCAAAGAAAAGGAUAUUUGUGAAGGAAGCAUGUGGUUUGACCCGACGACUGGUGACAAAGAAACAAGAUGUUUGUGGACUGAAGAAGGAAGGAAGGCUUUAUCUGAUUGAAUGGGACAACAACCGGAAACCUAGGAGUUCUCUAGGAAACGAUUUAGCACUUAGUUCUUUCGAGAGAAAAGUAUUGAAGGACCCUUGGAAUGUAUGGCACAAGCGAUUUGGACAUAUUUCGGAACAAGCCAUUGAGAAACUUCAGGAAGCAACAAAGGGUGCAAUUGUUACUUCAUCAAGGGCGUUAGGCAGAAAUGAAGAAGGAUUCAAGGAGAAAUGCGAGAUUUGCGAACUUACCACGUCCAACACGACCAUUCCAGAAAGUAUAGAAGGAUAUGAAUGA
Messenger RNA from Talaromyces stipitatus ATCC 10500, 441 nucleotides. RefSeq lists its product as uncharacterized. The coding region runs from base 1 to 441 and encodes 146 amino acids. The record is from RefSeq and is a predicted model, not a curated record. The transcript is spliced from 2 exons. Lineage: Eukaryota; Fungi; Ascomycota; Eurotiomycetes; Eurotiales; Trichocomaceae.